Molecule: messenger RNA, 2504 nt
Organism: Scophthalmus maximus (turbot)
Lineage: Eukaryota; Metazoa; Chordata; Actinopteri; Pleuronectiformes; Scophthalmidae
Gene: egln1a
Product: egl-9 family hypoxia-inducible factor 1a
Exons: 5
Coding region: 324-1409 (361 amino acids)
Biological process (GO): cellular response to hypoxia; peptidyl-proline hydroxylation to 4-hydroxy-L-proline
Cellular component (GO): nucleus; cytoplasm
Molecular function (GO): ferrous iron binding; peptidyl-proline 4-dioxygenase activity; L-ascorbic acid binding
Source: RefSeq, a predicted model, not a curated record
CUGGGCCACAGAUAGGCUGAGCACACACCGAGCGGCGCCAUGCACAGCGCUCACACUAACCGCUAGCCAGCCGAAAUGCCUCCCGAAGACCUUGAUUUAGCCCGAAAUGUUGAGUCCAGGGCGCACGCUGUCGUAUGAUUCCACCGAAACAAGAUGGAAGAUAGAUUAAUUGUGUUGAAAUGGCGCGGCUAUGAGUCUUACUUUUCCGUUUCGCUCGGUGUAGCGUGGCAGAGGCAGUGGAUCCCCUCCAAAGUUGUCGGUUAGCAGGGCGCGUGUGAAGGAUCGGAAUUAAAGGCGCAGUGCUCCCGUCGCAGCCCGCAAACAUGGAGAAGCAGCAGAGCGACUUGGAACGAGACAGGCAGUACUGUGAACUUUGUGGGAAAAUGGAGAACCUGCUCAAGUGCGGUAGGUGCCGGAGCUCCUUCUACUGCAGCAGGGAGCACCAGAAACAGCACUGGAAGAAGCACAAGCUCAUUUGCAAGGAGGCGGACAAGGCGCAGCCUCCCAGCCACAAGCCCGAGCAGGCUCCGUCGUCGGGGGACGACAGGGCGCCGGAGAAAUGCCGGGGGAAGAAAAGUCCCGAGCGGGAGGACAGCGAGUCUCCGCCGCAGGGCACGAACACAGAAGCGCCGGGGGUCGGCGACCGGCCGGGGGAGGACGGUCCGAACGACACCGCCACGCCGAACGGACAGAGCAGCUCGUCCCCUCAGAAACUGGCCACGGAGUACAUCGUGCCGUGCAUGAACAAGCACGGCAUCUGCGUGGUGGACAACUUUUUGGGCACAGACACCGGGCUGGGCAUCCUGGACAAUGUCAAGGCCCUGCACAACACGGGCAGGUUCACCGACGGGCAGCUGGUGAGCCAGAAGAGCGACUCCACUAAAGACAUUCGGGGCGACAAAAUCACGUGGAUAGAGGGGCGGGAGGCCGGCUGCGAGAAGAUCCGCUUCCUCAUGGGUCGCAUGGACGACCUGGUCAGACAUUGUAACGGCAAACUGGGAAACUACACAAUCAAUGGAAGGACGAAAGCCAUGGUGGCGUGUUAUCCUGGAAAUGGGACAGGAUACGUGCGGCAUGUGGAUAACCCUAAUGGCGAUGGGCGGUGUGUCACGUGCAUAUAUUACCUUAAUAAAGACUGGAAUGCCAAGGAACAUGGUGGCCUUCUUCGAAUCUUCCCAGAAGGAAAGGCCCAGUUUGCUGACAUUGAGCCCAAAUUUGACCGUCUGCUGCUGUUCUGGUCAGACAGACGGAACCCUCACGAGGUUCAGCCCGCCUUCGUCACCAGGUAUGCCAUCACGGUGUGGUAUUUUGAUGCGGACGAGCGAGCCAGAGCUAAAGAAAAAUACUUAACAGGUGCAGGUGAAAAAGGAGUAAAGGUUGAGCUCGGCAAACCAUCAGAUCCCAGCUAGUCGGAGCCCUGCGUUGCCUACAAACAGCCAUUAAGUGCUCUGUCCGAAGAAAGUGGCCCGUAGAGAACGUGUGUUUUACAAGGCAAAGCGGCAGACUUUUGCUUGAGUGGGUGGAAGAUCCAUGCUCAUGGAGACAACACAGUGAUUUCUGUUCGUUUUCUGUAAACUCGGGCAGCCCAGUAGACCUUGAAUGUCAUGACAUUGUACUGAAAGGGAUCUUUUGUCUCUUCACCUCUUGCGGUGGAGAGCGCUUGCCUCAUAACCAGCAUUUUCAGAGCAUCACUUCAAACCUGAAUUAAGCUCGGAGAGAAUCUUCAUCUUUUGCAUAUACGUUUUUGCAGUUAAUUCCUUAAAGGUACAGUGUUCUGCAUAUGCUUGACGUGUUAUGCUUUUCACAUGGAAUCAGCUGUUUUAAGAUACUGUAUGGCGAAAAUUAUGCUUGGGUUUGCAAUAAUAUGAGGAAUGAUCUGAAUUAAAAAAGACUCCAUUAUUGACAAAACACCUCCGGUCUUAGUUUGAGUUCAUUCACUUGCAGCACAGAUGACGCAAACUGUCAUUUGUCAUCUCACUGUAACUACUCACACUGAUGCAUGAACUCUCCUUGAAUCAGAAACAAGUUGCCAAUAAUCAUGCAUUGAUCUGCAGGACUUGUGGGUAAAGGACACGUUUACUGCUGCAUGCCCCUGUUGCACUAUACACAGCUCAAUGCUGCCCUCUGCAGGAAGCCCACGGUGUGGUGUUCCUGUUGUCUAAUUUUGUGGCUUUAUGGAUGAAUGAAAUUCAGUAUGACAAAAUAUUUUAUACUUCACAUCACACAAAUGAUUCUAUCAAAUAGAAAGUUAUUGAUUUGUCUUAAUUUACCGGAGUUGCCAUAUUCAGUCUUUGAUUUAAAUUCAAAUCAAAAAGCAUUAACAGAUAGUCCUUUUCCAAGACAAUCUCUAAAAUUGAGUCUCAUAAAUACACAUUGAGAAUGUUCCUGUUUUCUAAACAAACAACCAGUUACUUGCCAAACUUGUAUUAACUGCUGUAAAAGAAAGUCAGUGCUUUUAGAAUGAAAACAACUCGUCAAUAAAAUGGGGAGACGUGAGAAAUACA